AACAUAUUUAAAAAUAUGCAGUAUACACAACGACACAUACAUAUAUUUAUAAUUUUAAGGGCAAGCAUUGGAUUUGGAAACACUAUAUAUAUCUCAAGAAUCCAAGUCUUGUAGACAAAAUCUGAGAGUGAAGGAUAUAUAGGUGAGGAAGCUCCAAUUCGUCGACGAUCAAUGGGAUCCACUUCGGCGACCAGGUUAACAGAGUACAGUAACUGGAGGUGCGUCAGCAAUUACCACUUCCAGUGCUGCGCCAACUUGUCGCCGGAGCCACACUAUCCGUCGAUGACGAGAUUUCCGAGAGGCUCCUCGCAGGAAGAGGCGUUGAGAUCGCCGGAAGCCAAAGCAGUUUUGAAAGUCACCGGGAUGACGUGCGCCGCCUGUGCUGGGUCCGUGGAGAAAGCCGUCAAACGCCUCCCUGGAAUUCGCGACGCCGUCGUCGAUGUCUUGAACGAUAAAGCGCUGGUUCGCUACUUUCCGGCGAUGGUUACUGAGGAGAGAAUAAAAGAGGCCAUUGAGGACGCUGGAUUUGAAGCCAAGUCCAUCGAAGAAGAAUCAAAAGAGAAGCCUUCUCAAAUUUGCCGAAUACACAUAAACGGUAUGACUUGUACUUCUUGCUCCUCUACUGUUGAGUCCGUUCUUCAAGCCAUUCUUGGAGUGCAGAAAGCACAAGUGGCCUUGGCAACUGAAGAAGCUCAAGUCCGUUAUGACCCAAAGAUUGUCACCUACAAUCACCUAAAGGAAGCCAUUGAAGAUGCAGGAUUUGAAGCCAUAUUAAUAAGCACAGGUGAACACAUAAGCAAGAUAGCAUUGAAAAUUGAAGGCCUUAAAACUGAUCAACCUUUGAGGGCGAUUGAAAAGUCUAUCCAAUCACUUCUAGGAGUUGAAAACAUAGACAUUAAUGAAGAAAUGAAGAAGGUUUCCAUUUCAUAUAAACCCUAUAUGACAGGACCUAGAACUUUCAUUGAAGUCAUAGAAUCUUUAGGGUCUGGGGGUUUCAAGGCUAUGAUAUAUCCUGAUGGAGAAGGAAGGGAGACUAACAAAGAAGAGGAAAUCAAGAGAUACUUCAAGUUAUUCAUAUGGAGUUUGGCUUUCUCCAUUCCAAUAUUUCUAACAUCUAUGAUCCUUAUGCAUGUUCCUGGAAUUCAGCGUGUUUUAUAUAUGAAAGUGGUGAACAAUCUGACUAUUGGACUCCUCAUUAGGUGGGAAUUUUCGACCCCAGUGCAGUUCUUCAUAGGCAGGAGAUUCUACAUUGGGGCAUACAAAUCUGUACUCAAUGGUUCCGUUAACAUGGAUGUAUUGAUUGCCUUGGGAACAAAUGCAGCUUACUUCUAUUCUGUAUAUGUUACAGUUAGAGCAGCUUUAUCCAGAGACUUCAUGGGCAGCGACUUUUUUGAGACCAGCUCUAUGCUUAUCUCAUUUAUUCUUUUAGGCAAGUAUUUGGAAGUGUUAGCAAAGGGAAAGACUUCACAAGCCAUUGCCAAACUUAUGGAAUUGACUCCUGACACAGCAAUCUUGUUAACUUUAAAUGAUGAAGGCAAUGUAACAAGUGAACAACAAAUAGAUAGCCGAUUGAUACAAAAAGAUGAUGUGAUAAAAAUUGUACCCGGUGCCAAAGUAGCAUCAGAUGGUUUUGUGAUUUGGGGACAAAGCCACAUAAAUGAGAGUAUGAUAACAGGAGAAGCCAAGCCUGUGGCAAAGAGGAAGGGCGACAUGGUGAUUGGAGGCACUGUGAAUGACAAUGGGGUUUUGCAUGUGAAGGUAACAAGAGUUGGAUCAGAGUGCGCCCUCCGACAGAUUGUUCAACUUGUUGAGUCAGCCCAGAUGGCUAAAGCUCCUGUUCAGAAGCUUGCAGACCGUAUUUCCAAAUACUUUGUGCCAUUGGUUAUAAUGCUUUCUCUUGCAACUUGGGUUUCCUGGCUUGUAGCUGGACAAUUACAUGCAUACCCGAAAUCUUGGAUUCCAUCCUCCAUGAACAACUUUGAGCUUGCACUUCAGUUUGGGAUCUCUGUGAUGGUCAUAGCUUGUCCUUGUGCUUUAGGCCUAGCCACUCCUACAGCUGUCAUGGUUGGUACUGGAGUUGGUGCGACUCAAGGCGUGUUGAUCAAAGGUGGCCAAGCAUUAGAAAAGGCACAUAAGGUGAGUUGCAUUGUCUUUGAUAAGACGGGAACUCUAACAAUUGGAAAGCCAGUCGUUAGUACCACAGAACUCUUCAAGAAGAUAACACUACAAGAUUUCUACAAAUUUGUUGUUGCAAUUGAGGUGAACAGUGAACACCCAAUAGCCAAGGCCAUAGUUAAGCAUGCUGAGAAGGCCAUAAAAGAUUAUGAGAACCUUGAUUGGCCAGAAGUGCGAGAUUUUCUUUCCAUUUCAGGCCAUGGAGUAAAAGCCAUUGUUCGAGACAAGGAAAUAAUAGUUGGGAAUAAGAAGUUGAUGCAGGAUCAUAACAUAGUCAUUCCCGUAAAAGCUGAAGAAACACUAGCAAAGGCUGAAAUGUUGGCACAAACAGGAAUUCUAGUGUCCAUAGGUAGAGAAAUUGCAGGAGUCCUAGCAAUUUCCGAUGCGUUGAAACCAAGUGCCAAAGAAGUCAUUUCCAUUCUUAACUCCAUGAAAAUCAAGAGCGUCUUGGCGACAGGAGAUAACUGGGGAACUGCAAAUUCCAUUGCCAGACAAGUUGGGAUUGAAACUGUCAUAGCUGAAGCUCAACCUGAGGUUAAAGCAAACAGAGUAAAAGAUUUGCAGACUUCUGGCUACACCGUGACAAUGGUAGGAGAUGGCAUCAAUGAUUCACCAGCACUUGUGGCGGCUGAUGUAGGAAUGGCGAUUGGUGCUGGCACAGAUAUUGCUAUUGAGGCAGCUGACAUAGUGCUCAUGAAGAGCAACUUAGAAGACAUAAUAAUUGCUAUUGACCUUGCAAAGAAAACUUUCUCUAGGAUUCGUCUAAACUACAUUUGGGCUUUAGGAUAUAAUCUACUAGCAAUUCCAAUAGCUGCUGGAAUCCUUUACCCAUCUACUAAAUUCCGCUUACCGCCAUGGAUUGCUGGAGCUGCAAUGGCAGCAUCUUCCGUCAGUGUUGUUUGCUCCUCCCUCUUGUUAAAGAACUAUAAGAGACCCCCGAAGCUAAAUAACUUGGAGAUAAAUGGUAUUAAGAUUGAAUAAUCAGCAAUCAAUUGCUUUACAUCUUGUUAUGUGAAUAUAAAUGGUAUUAAGUAGAGAACACUUCCUAGCCGAAACUUUGAUUAGCACACAGGGCGUAAGCGCCUAAAAAUUCUCAUAGGAUUAGGUGUAGGAUGUCCAUCUACAUAUACGGGGUGCCAUGUAUCUGUAGGUUUGUACUUGUAGCAUUCUUUUUCUGCUAGUUCACUUUGUUCGGUAUCCAUUUAGUAGUUUUUACAUGUACAAUAUGUUGCUUUUGAAUGUAAAAUAUGGAAGUGGUUGCUUACCCCAUUCUAUUCAAUCCAUAUCUGCAAUAUUUCGAUUACCUUUCAUGAAUUUUUUGUUUUUUGUU
Molecule: messenger RNA, 3505 nt
Organism: Neltuma alba
Lineage: Eukaryota; Viridiplantae; Streptophyta; Magnoliopsida; Fabales; Fabaceae
Product: probable copper-transporting ATPase HMA5
Exons: 6
Coding region: 172-3156 (994 amino acids)
Biological process (GO): monoatomic cation transport
Cellular component (GO): membrane
Molecular function (GO): copper ion binding; ATP hydrolysis activity; ATP binding
Source: RefSeq, a predicted model, not a curated record